Messenger RNA from Nestor notabilis (Kea), 2881 nucleotides. RefSeq names its product collagen alpha-3(IX) chain-like. The record is from RefSeq and is a predicted model, not a curated record. NCBI's taxonomy places the organism in Eukaryota, Metazoa, Chordata, Aves, Psittaciformes, Psittacidae.
CUGGAGGAACGGAGAGAGGCAGAGCCUGGGCACCAUGGCUGGAUUCUCCUCUCUUGGGCUUCUCUUCCUCUGUCAGCUAUUAGCCACAACAUCAGCUCAGAGAGUAGGACCACAAGGCCCUCCUGGACCACGAGGACCCCCUGGACCAUCUGGGAAGGAUGGCAUAGAUGGAGAGCCAGGCCCUCCUGGUUUGCCAGGCCCAGCAGGGCCAAAAGGUGCACCAGGGAAGCCUGGAGCAGCUGGUGAAGCCGGAUUGCCUGGUCUUCCUGGGGUGGACGGUUUAACAGGAAACGAUGGCCCACCUGGCCCAAAUGGGCCUCCAGGAGACCGUGGUGCAUUGGGACCUGCUGGGCCACCUGGACCUGCUGGCAAAGGACUACCAGGACCUCCAGGGCCUCCAGGACCCAGCGGGCUCCCAGGUGGAAAUGGAUUUCGGGGUCCUCCUGGACCUUUUGGUCUGCCGGGAUUCCCAGGGCCUCCCGGACCACCCGGACCUCCUGGUCUUCCCGGCGCAAUUCCUGAUGGCGGCGGGGACCUUCAGUGCCCAGCUCUGUGCCCACCAGGUCAAGGAAUGCCAGGUUUCAAGGGACACACUGGUCACAAAGGAGAACCUGGUGAAGUAGGAAAAGAAGGAGAGAAGGGUAACCCUGGCCCCCCGGGUCCUCCAGGCAUCCCCGGCAGCGUUGGCCUGCAGGGCCCAAGAGGACUAAGAGGCCUCCCUGGUCCAAUGGGUCCGGCUGGUGACAGAGGUGACAUUGGUUUCCGAGGGCCACCUGGAAUCCCAGGACCUCCAGGGAAAGCUGGAGAGCAAGGAAACAAAGGACCUCAAGGAUUCAGGGGGCCCAAAGGAGAUACUGGUAGACCUGGACCGAAAGGAAACCCAGGGGCUCGUGGACUCAUAGGAGAACCUGGCAUGCCUGGCAAGGAUGGACGGGAUGGGGCUCCCGGACUCGAUGGUGAGAAGGGUGAUGCAGCUCGCAUGGGUGCUCCUGGAGAGAAGGGACCAAAUGGACUCCCUGGACUGCCUGGAAGAGCAGGUAUUAAAGGCUCAAAGGGUGAACCAGGCAGUCCUGGAGAGAUGGGAGAGGCAGGUCCCUCUGGAGAGCCAGGCAUCCCUGGCGAUGUUGGUAUUCCUGGUGAGAGAGGUCUGCCGGGCCCCCGAGGAGCAACUGGACCACUUGGUCUGCAGGGCCCAGUGGGAGCCCCCGGUGUCAGAGGUUUCCAGGGUCCCAAAGGUGCCAGCGGUGAACCUGGCCUUCCUGGUCCAACUGGAAUCCGUGGAGAACUAGGUGACAGGGGUCCUACUGGUGUUCCUGGUCCUAAAGGUAACCAGGGCAUUGCUGGAGCAGAUGGCCUCCCAGGGGACAAAGGAGAACUGGGUCCCUUUGGUCCCCCUGGCCAAAAAGGAGAGCCAGGAAAAAGAGGAGAACUUGGUCCAAAAGGUGCCCAAGGACCUAAUGGGACAGCUGGGGUACCGGGAAUCCCAGGGCAUCCAGGGCCCAUCGGCCGUCAGGGAGAGCAAGGAGUUCCUGGCAUCACAGGAAAACCUGGGCCUCCUGGCAAAGAGGCCAGUGAACAACAUAUAAGAGAACUCUGUGGGGAAAUGAUAAGCGAUCAAAUUGCACAGUUAGCUGCUAACCUGAGGAAGCCCUUGUCUCCUGGAAUGACGGGUCGGCCUGGCCCCGCUGGUCCCCCAGGUCCACCUGGAGCUGUGGGAAGUGUUGGGCAUCCUGGUCCUCGGGGUCCCCCAGGAUACAGAGGGCCAACGGGAGAGCUGGGUGAUCCUGGUCCCAGAGGUGACACUGGCGAGAAGGGAGACAAGGGACCUGUUGGUCAAGGUAUUGAUGGGCCUGACGGUGAUCAAGGACUUCAAGGACCACCUGGUGUACCUGGAGUCACUAAAAAUGGUCGUGAUGGUGCUCAGGGUGAACCCGGUCUUCCAGGGGAUCCUGGUACUCCUGGUGCUAUUGGGGCUCAGGGAACUCCAGGAAUAUGUGACACGUCGGCUUGCAUGGGAGCUGUCGGAGUAUCAACUUCCAAAAAAUCAUAAACAACAGUACAAGAAGUGGAGAAGUGACUGAAUAUUUAAAUAAACAGUGCAUUGUAAGAAAACAGACAGAAUCCUCCUAGUGCUAAAUGGACAGAUGUGCCUUCUAUUAUAUUGAGUGGAGACUUUGACACAGUUCUAUGAAAAAGAAAGCAUCAGAUGAAAACUUUUCACUAAAAGAUGCUUUAUGAGUAUUUUUUCCUGUCCCCCAAUUAUUUUCCAGAAUUUUUACUGCUUAACAACCUCACCUUCCCUUUCUCCCUUUGUUCAAGAGACCUGCAAGAGGAAGCAGUGUUCCUUUUUACUGUGUGCUAAAGAUCAUGACUUCUCUGUAUCAAUCUUUAAGCCUUGUCACUUGAAUCCCUUGGUGCUGCUCCCGCUGACCUUGGUUGUUGCAGGUUUGUGCACUAAGACAGGUGCUAUUAAGGUGUUCAGGCACCAAACUGCUCCUUCCAUCAGUGGAAAUCGGGCAUUUAAAUAUCCUGUAUUUCAAUAUCUGAAGAUUCUGGCCCAAGUAAAGCCCAUAGCUUAUGUCUAUGCUGUCAGCUAUCAAUUUUCAGAUUGCACCUCAACUAUUUGCCAAGACCAGUAACUAGUAAUCCUCCUGCAGUCAAAUUCUACCAAAGGUGAAAUGUAUAUAUUUUAAUUUACAGGGGAGAAUUUCUGUAUAUUUCCAUAUGAUAAUAAAAGAAAUGAAGUAACAGCAUUUUCAUGACCUCUACUUGAGCUAUUUGCACAGUAAUUGUGAAUGAAACCCCCAAUAAGAAAGGAUGCUCACCUCAAGUCCAGCCAAAAAGCCCUGUAUGAACUGUUGUAAAAAUAAAAGGAGAUUUU